AUGCCAAGCAGAUCUGGCACGCAACUUUCAGACAGAGAAGCAGCUUUAUUGAGCGGCACACCGAUACGUCGCAUUCACACCACCAGCUCCCAUAUUCGCAUCAUGGAUUUGCGCUCCAUGUUAAAUCCUGUCGCCGAUGGCGCUGCUGCUGCUGCUGCCGCCGCCGCCGCCGCUGCACAGGCUCAAGCUCAAGCUCAGGCGCAAACAUAUUUGAAGACACCGCAAAGAACGGUGUCGCUCGUGCAGCCUUUGACUACGCAGAGCAGUCAUUCGCCUCCAGCGCAAAAGACUCCUCUACCUAGAACCGCGUCGCUACCUGUGCAAGGCACGCAAUAUCGACGCGAAAGCACGGCGAGCGUGAGCCCGAAGACGAUGCCUCCGCCAGCACCAGUGCCUUACCAGACCCCUUCCCCUGUCAUAUCACGAAAGCGAAGUCUUUCCCACUUAAGCGAUCAUCAGCACACUCCGCAGCCAGCGGUGAAGAAGCGAAAGUACGAUCCGAAGUCCCCCCCGCCAUGGGCGCGUCGGGAACGUGAUGGAUAUCGUUUCGUGCAAGUCCCAAAGACGGGACCAAACGCGACCGUCAACAACAGCAUUACGCCCCAAAUGCAGCCUCAGACUCAUGCAAAUCACCAGUCUAGUCAUCCUCCGCCUUCUGCCGCAGCCACCAACCUGCAUCAGUCUCUUCCUCCUGAACCGCGCUUCGAACCCAGCAUCGACAACAAUGAGCCUUACAAUGAUAUGGAGCGGGCAAUAUGCGAUUUCUUGUUCCAGAAUGUCAUUCUGCAGGAUAUGCAGUUCAGCUCGCCAACAAAGUUUGAAAUCGAAGCGAAAUUGGGCUCAAUAAAGGACUGGCAAGAUGAGCGGCUGCGUUUGCGCUUGCCUAUCAUAACCGAUGCUGUAUUGGAUCCGCAGGGCCCACGCCCAAAAUUCGAAAGCUCCAUGAAAAUAGACCAGCACUCGAGGUUGAACAAGUAUCUAAAUAGUGCAGUACAGCAAUCGCAGCGACCUGGCCGACGACCGAUCGUUUACAAGCAUCUACGCGAGACAGACUACUUCUACGACAUACCUCAAAUGGCUCUUCAUCUAGUUGACCCCGUUGUGCUUGAACAUCACAACCGAAGUGGAAAGCGAGGACCACCUCGGUUGCGCGUGACUAGGGACAAUGCAACGAACGAAAUUACCGCCGUCAUCAUGAAGACACGUCUGCAUGACCUUGAAGUUCGUUGUCCGAAUGAUGAAUUUGACUUUCGCGUGAGCAUAUCUCUCGAAACACAGUGGACUCACCCAGGCUGGGAGAAUUUUCCCGAACAUCUGGACCACGGCGUUCGCACGUCGCGCAACAAGGACCGCCUCAGCUACCAGCACCAAGGCUUCCUAGUCGAUCUAACGCAAGUCACACCAUUUGCGAAGCAGGGCGAGAAGGUUGAAAAGACACAUGAGCUGGAGAUCGAAAUGGACGUGGACAGACUGAUCGAAGAGGGUUACAAGAACCUCAACAACCAGCCAAAUGAGUACGAAAAUCUGAUUCACGUGUUUCUGAACAACGUGAAGGUGGUCAAUCGUGCGGCACGCGCACCCCCGCAACCAAUGCAGCCUCCGAGAUAACUCGGCUACAAGAAUUGUAUGGUCGUCAAUACUUGUCUUCAUAGCUCCUUUGUUUCAAGCUCAGCCCAGGAAAAAGCGUCGAUUGAGCUCGCGGCGAUGAUAUUUCUGUUGAUACCAUUAGGCAUAUGAGCUGCUGUCUAUUCUAGCUCUUUAAUGCAACUCAAAGCCCGAAAAGGGAUUUCAUGAC
Messenger RNA from Verruconis gallopava, 1795 nucleotides. RefSeq lists its product as uncharacterized. The record is from RefSeq and is a predicted model, not a curated record. NCBI's taxonomy places the organism in Eukaryota, Fungi, Ascomycota, Dothideomycetes, Venturiales, Sympoventuriaceae. Gene Ontology annotation, biological process: polynucleotide 5' dephosphorylation; 7-methylguanosine mRNA capping. Gene Ontology annotation, cellular component: mRNA capping enzyme complex. The transcript has a single exon. Gene Ontology annotation, molecular function: polynucleotide 5'-phosphatase activity. The coding region runs from base 1 to 1608 and encodes 535 amino acids.